Molecule: messenger RNA, 6279 nt
Organism: Bubalus bubalis (water buffalo)
Lineage: Eukaryota; Metazoa; Chordata; Mammalia; Artiodactyla; Bovidae
Gene: CEP128
Product: centrosomal protein 128
Exons: 20
Coding region: 158-3307 (1049 amino acids)
Source: RefSeq, a predicted model, not a curated record
CUUAAUUCUUUAUCUAGGGGUUGUCUCUUACAGCUGCUACUGGCACUUUAACAAAAAGAACAGAGCAAGAGGGCGCCGCCUAAGCACUCAGGUGCCCGCUAAUCCGGCCUCUUCCGGGAAUGUCACCCUCAAGACCAGUCAUCGGGUAUCAUGGGAAAUGCAGUUUCUCCUGGAGCCGCUCUCUCCUAGUAACUCCUUGCUCUUGAGCAUGAGGUGGACUACAACUCCCAGAGGGCCAAGCGGGAGAAGCGGGGCCCUGUACCUUCGCGGCGGCUGGGCGGCUAGUUCAAGUUGCCAUAGCUGCGAGUCUGGGGAGAGCGGAGUCGGUUGCUUCGCCGCGUCUGGUCAGUUAUACCUUCUGGGGUUGCCGGUGGCCGCGGGAGCCGGGUGGGGCCUCGGCAAUGACCCGGCGUUAAGGACCUGGGGUCCUCUUCUAGUUCAGGAGUUUUAUACAUCAAUGGCAGAAUCCUCCAGUGAUUCAGACCACUUCCGCUCUCGUGACCGGUUGAGUCGAUGGGCUGCCAGUUCAGUACACAGGGAAGUUCGACAUCGUCCUACUGUGGGUGUCACUGAGAAGGUCAACACGAUAACCAGCACUUUACAGGACACCAGUCGGAACCUGCGACAAGUCGACCAGAUGCUUGGACAUUAUCGAGAGUAUAGUAAUGGACAGGCGGGGGCUAUAGAACAUUUAAAAGAAAGCUUGGAACAAUCAAUAGGCCAACUGCGGAGUCAACGCUUGUCGAGAAACUCAGGAGGGAGAAGUAUUUCUGUUACAAGUCUGAGUACAAGUGACCUCGAUGGUGGCACUGUGACAGAGAGCUACCGUUUUCCACCUACCUCACCUCUCAAGGACUAUGGGGAUCAACAGGGUAUUAAACGAAAUAGGUCCAAAACUGGUGUCCGAUUUGUUCCGGAGACUGAUGACGUGGGCCAGUUUCAUGCUUUUCAUCAGUCCCUCCGAGACCUCAGCAGUGAACAAGUUCGCCUUGGAGAUGAUUUCAACCGGGAACUUGCCAGAAGAAGCCGGUCGGAUGCUGCAACAAGAAGGGCUUUGGAAGAAUUGACUGAAAAACUUAAUGAAGCCCAAAAACAAGAUGUGGUUUCAGAUCGAGUGGAGCGGCGGCUUCAGGAAAUAGAGAAAGAGAUGCGAACAGAAAGAGAGCUGGUGGAAAGACGGCAGGAUCAACUGGGACUUAUUUCUCAGCAGCUACAGGAGGCACUGAAGAAACAAGAAGCUAAAGCAGAGGAGAAUGAAGGAGAAAUGAAAAAUAAGCUAAGACAAACAGAAAGUGAGAAGAGUAAACUUCAACAGGAAUUGGAGCUGUCUCAAAGGUUACUGAAUCAGUCAGAAGGCAGCAGAGAAACACUUUUGCAUCAGGUAGAAGAGCUCCGUACACAGCUUAUGAAAGCAGAAGGAGAUCCAAAGGGUUUACAUCAUCAAGUGUCUCAGAUUUCCAGACAACAGUCAAGUCUUCAGGAUGAACAGGGAGAUGACUGGAGGUUUAGGAGAGGGGUUGAGCGAGAGGAUCUGGAGAAGCAGAUGUCAGAUUUGAGAGUGCAGCUGAACUUCAGUGCAAUGGCUUCUGAGUUAGAGGAAGUGAAGCGGUGCUUGGAGCGAAAAGACAAGGAGAAAGUACAUUUGGCAGCCCAAGUGGAGAAUUUAACCCGUGAAUUGGAGAACAGGGAAAAACAGCAGCUAGAGAUGUUGGAUGAACUGACGGAGAUCCAGAAGCACUUUGAGACGUGUGACGCCAAACACAAGCGCGCUGACCUGCAGAUCACGAAGCUGACUCAGCACGCCGAGGAGGCCACCAAGCAGGCUGAGCAGUACCUUCUGGAGUUCCAGCAGUCCGAGGGCCUGAGACAGGAGGCAGAGAAGAGGAGAGAGGAGCUGAAGCUGAAAGCUCAGGAGUCCAUUAGGCAGUGGAAGCUUAAGCAUAAGAAGUUAGAACGCACGCUGGAGAAACAAUCUGAAAGUCUCGAUCAAAUGUCAGACAAGAAUAAUCAGAUUCAAAAAGAAAAGGAUGAACUGAAAAGUCAGCUUUAUGCAGCGCUGCAACAAAUAGAGAAUCUCCGAAAGGAAUUGAAUGAUGUGCUGACCAAGCGUGCCCUUCAAGAGGAGGAGCUUCAUUGUAAGGAGCAGAAGCUAAGUGAUGUUAAGUCUCAUCAAGCUGAUCUUGAACUGGAAGUCAAGGAUUCCCUGGAUACCAUCCAUAGGCUAGAAAGUGAAUUGAAAAAACAGAAUAAGAUUCAAAGCCAGUUGAAAGCUGAGAAAGCUCACCUGGAGGAACAGAUUGCAGAGCUGAAGGAGAGCCAGGCCAAGGACAAAGCUCAACUUCUUGAGAUGCAAGAGGCCAUCAAGGACUUGAGUGCCAUCCGGGCAGACCUCGCAAAUAAAUUGGCGGAGGAACAGAGAGCCAGGAAAGAGGUCCUCAAGAGCCUUUCUGACCUCAGGACACAAGCAAAAUCUAAAGAUGAGGAAACAGCUACAAUCAUUAGUCAGUUAAAGCUCGAAAGAGAUGUUCACCAGAAGGAGCUGGAAGAUCUCACAUCGUCAUUGCAGAGUGUGAAAACAAAACACGAACACAAUAUCCAGGAGCUGAUGAAGCACUUCAAGAAGGAAAAGAGUGAGGCUGAGAAUCAUAUUAGGACCCUGAAGGCAGAGAGCUUAGAAGAUAAGAAUAUGGCAAAAGUCCAGCGUUGUCAGCUGGAGAAGCUGAAGUCACAGUGUGACAGGCUGACAGAGGAAUUAGCCCAGAAUGAAAAUGAGAACAAACGAUUGAAGCUAAAAUACCAGUGUUUGAAGGAUGAACUAGAAGAAAAGCCACAUCAUCAUGGCUUGAUGGCCCAGAAUCACCCAAAGCAGGAAAAACAUAUAACCAAUGAAGAAGAACACCGUAGGAGGAUGGAAGAGGCCAGAUUGCAGCUCAAGGAUCAACUUCUUUGUCUGGAGACUGAACAGGAAUCCAUCCUUGGGGUGAUAGGAAAGGAAAUUGAUGCAGCUUGUAAAACGUUCUCCAGGGACUCAAUGGACAAAUUGAAAGUUUUUUCAUCUAGUCCUGAUAUUAAUUAUGACCCACAUCGCUGGUUAGCAGAGAGCAAGACUAAACUUCAGUGGCUCUGUGAGGAGCUGAAAGAGAGAGAAAAUAGAGAAAAAAGUCUACGGCACCAGCUGAUGUUGUGCAGACAGCAACUCAGGAAUAUGACUGAGAACAAGGAAGCUGAGCUUCAGUGUCUCUUUGAACAGAUAGAAAGACAGGAGCAACUUCUGGAAGAAAUACACCGAGAGAAGAGAGGGCUGUAGGUUGGAGCUGGAGUGUUCCAAAAGGAGACGAAAUCUGCUGAGAAGUUAUUGUCAUGGACCUCUUAGAAGUUUAAUAGUUGUUGACUUAGAAAUUCUUCAUUGUUAUGAAUGGCAACAAGAAAAGGGUAAAGAGAUAUAAACUGCAGCAGAGAAGAUUUAGGUAUGAUAUUUUAACUUGUGUAAGUAGUUAUUUUUAGUAAUUUUUUAAUAAACCAACCACUGCCUACCUUCUUAAUAUUCUGAUAGCUCACUGCUCCUGUGUGUGGCAGUUUUCCUAGGUAAGAAUACAUGCUUUGAAACUAUGAGGUCUACUAAAAGCUAGAAUUUUUGUACAUGUUAGAGGGAUUUCUUUUGUCAGAGACCCUUAGAAGGAGGGAUAUCUAUAUGGUAUGAUUUAGCUCCAUUCUUGCUUAUGAAAUGCUGAUUAUUAUGAACAAAUAUAGCAGAUAACUUUAUUAAAACAUCUUUUUCUUAAACUGAAAUUGUAAACUCUUAAUUAAACAAAGAACCCAUCUUUGCUUUCCAGGCACUUUAUGAUUGUGACUGACUAUUUAGUGUACAUCAUUUUUCUUUCUGAAGUAAUUAAAAAUUCACAUGGCCUCUUAAAUUCCUUUCCCUUAAAGAUGAAAUUUUGUCUUCUUACCCAGUUUCUCUUUUGGGUAGGUCAUGUGCUUAUUUGGCUUUGUUGGAGUCCCUGGGAUCUUCAUCCGUUCCCCCCACUCUGACAGAUGCAGUGCCUAGAGAGGCGACAUUCUUGGUAGCCUGCACUGUGAAUCCAGGCUCUCAGAUCUGUCCUUUCCUGUCAUAUAUCAUUUAUUGCGACUGUAAUACAUGUAAUGAUGAAAUAAACCAUUAUGAACGGCCUCUUUAUAAGGGAGUUACCUUUUCUGAAUAAAGGGAAAGGUACUAAUGGAAUGUGGAAGAAGGGAAAUAGUCCUUCAGCUACUUCAGAAGGUAUAUUUUUGCAGCAGAGGACUGUCGCUCAGGUUGUUUGUUUGAUUAUUUCUUAUGAGCACCUGUUUGUUGGAAUAGCAAUGAAGUGGGCUGACAAGUGGGCAGUGGGAAAGGUUGCAUCAUUGCCCUACCUGUGUUUUUUUCCCUUAGUUCAGCUGUUUUAAGUCUUAUGUUAGCAUAGACUGUGGCUGUGGCCAGCAUUCAGAGGACUGUCUUGGGACAGAAACAUCUUGUUUCUUGCCUCAGUGAGUUUGGGGAUGACACACAAUUGAGAAAUGUGUUUAGUUGAGUGUAUCCACUGGAUGGAGUUUCUAUGAAGGUAGUGAUUUCGUUAUUUUGUUCAACACUAUGUACCCCAGUGCCUGAGAAGAACUUGGCACAUAAUAGAUAUGUCAAAUGUUUGCUGAAUGAGUGAAUGGAUGAAAGAACAUUAAAGGGGCACAGUUGAUAAGGGAGCCAUAACAUCUGUGUUCAGUGAAAGAAAAAAACACAAUGUACAUUCCAAAAUGAAUUCUGCAAAACCAAAUUGCAAAUCAGCAAAUAUUUGGCAGAAGUUAAGUAAUUUAAUUAGAGUGGUUUGCAUUUUUGUUAUGGCACUUUGGGAUUAGGUAACAGUAUUUGCCUUUCCUAAUAUUUCAGUUAUGUAUUCCAUUUUACAGCAGAAGUAUUUAAGCCAUUUAUAUUUUUAUUCAUUUUGUGAUAAUAUUUUCUAGGAGAUUCCUGAUUCAUUUAAAACAUGCUGUAAUGUUAUUAGUAGUCAUUCUUGUCUCCUUUUGUACUAUAACGUGGGGUAGCUCUCUGGUAUUGCACGUGAAAAUAAAUUUUAAUACCUGAGUAUCAAAAAGAAAAUAAACAAUAUAAAACAUGUUGUUUAUAUCUAAAGUAGUUUCAGUCCUUAACAGUAGAAUGAAUAUAACUUUUAGAGUAUAAUUUCUAUUUGCUACUGAUCAUAGAGAAGCUUAAGUGUGAUUAUAAAUGUCGAGUAGAAGGAUCCAGGAAUGGGUGAUGUUGAAUAGGUGAAAGAAAGGUUAAUUGGUAUAGCAGGAACCCAGAAGAUACGAGAGUGAGUGGGGUCAAAAGUAAAGGUAGAGAAAUGAAUCUUAGAAAGAAUAAGGACAAGAGUUAGACAUUUCUUCUUCCAUUACUGUUUUAGCACUUUGAAUACAUUGCUGUUUUGGGUAGUUUAAUUUGUCACAGUAAGUUUUGUAAUGGUUUCCUUAUUUUGACUGUUAGCUCCUCAACAUUUGUGAUUGGAUAUAAUUAAUCUUUGCCUUGUAUAUAUUCAAUGCCUGUUUGGAGAAGAGGAUGCAAGGAAUGAGCCAAAGCUACUGGAUUUGCCGUGUUAGACUUUGGAAGACCUGUUUUAGUAGAAGCCUUAUGAAUUUAAAGCCAAAACAUUUCUCAUAGUUUUUUUGUUUGCUUGCUUGUUUUGUAAAAUAUCCAAAGGAUGAUAACACUUGUCAUUCAAGGAAUAGAGUCAGCUUAGUGAUGAAACUGGUACACUGUAUAUUCCUAUAUAUGGCUCUGAGGAUGAGUAUUUUUACUAUAUGAUAGAGAUAUGAUUUAGUAUUUUUCAGUUUUAUAAAACUUUUAUUCUAUUCAAGGCACUUCCACAGGUUCUCAUCUAUGUGAUUCGCUUCUUACCAGUAGUGAUCUCAGUUUUUUAAGGAUUUUCUUUUGAUUUCCCAGUGUUCUGAAUAACUCCUUUUAAUUAUUUCCUCUGUUUUCCCUUGUCCUUUUUCUGAAUUUUUGUACCAUUUCUGUGUUGAUGGCAGAAUAAAGAACAAUUUCUUAGAAUUCAUUUUUGGGACAGAUACAAGGGCGGGACUUGUGAACCGAAGGCAUCUUUCCUGGAGUGAAAAUGAAGAGUACUUUCGCUCCAGUACUCUUUCCUAGUAUAGGGAAACAUGGGGUUGUAUCAUUUAUGUUGUGUGUGUGCAUUAUGUAUUUAUCGGUUAAGGUUUUCUCCUACUUGUGAUUCAUAGUUUAUUUCCCACAUUGUUUCAAGCGGUUUUUUU